Messenger RNA from Brassica oleracea var. oleracea, 1109 nucleotides. RefSeq names its product UDP-arabinopyranose mutase 3. NCBI's taxonomy places the organism in Eukaryota, Viridiplantae, Streptophyta, Magnoliopsida, Brassicales, Brassicaceae. The transcript has 4 exons. Bases 1 to 1092 code for a protein of 363 amino acids. Gene Ontology annotation, molecular function: UDP-arabinopyranose mutase activity. The record is from RefSeq and is a predicted model, not a curated record. Gene Ontology annotation, biological process: plant-type cell wall biogenesis; UDP-L-arabinose metabolic process. Gene Ontology annotation, cellular component: cytosol; Golgi apparatus.
AUGGCGCAACUGUACUCUUCCGUGAAACCCACACCAAUGCUCAAAGAUGAGCUAGACAUCGUGAUACCAACCAUCCGAAACCUUGAUUUCCUCGAGAUGUGGCGACCCUUCUUUGAACAAUACCAUCUGAUCAUCGUUCAAGACGGUGAUCCUUCAAGAACCAUCAACAUUCCUAAAGGUUUCGACUACGAGCUCUACAACAGGAACGACAUUAAUCGAAUCUUGGGUCCCAAGUCUUCUUGCAUUUCCUUUAAAGACUCCGCUUGUCGUUGCUUUGGUUACAUGGUCUCCAAGAAGAAAUACAUUUACACCAUUGAUGAUGAUUGCUUUGUUGCAAAGGAUCCGUCCGGAAAAGAGAUCAAUGCGCUUGAGCAGCAUAUCAAGAACCUCUUAACUCCAUCAACACCGCAUUUCUUUAACACACUCUAUGAUCCUUAUGGUGAUGGAGCAGACUUUGUUCGUGGAUACCCUUUUAGUAUGCGUGAAGGUGCUAUAACCGCUGUCUCUCAUGGUCUUUGGCUCAACAUCCCUGACUAUGAUGCUCCUACUCAGCUCGUGAAGCCUCUUGAAAGAAACUCCAGGUAUGUUGAUGCGGUCAUGACCAUUCCCAAAGGAACUCUCUUCCCUAUGUGUGGUAUGAACCUCGCUUUUGAUAGGGAGCUGAUUGGUCCUGCUAUGUAUUUUGGACUUAUGGGUGAUGGGCAGCCAAUUGGACGCUACGACGAUAUGUGGGCUGGUUGGUGUGUCAAGGUGAUAUGUGACCACAUGGGAUGGGGAGUGAAGACGGGUUUGCCUUACAUAUGGCACAGCAAAGCCAGCAACCCGUUUGUGAACCUGAGAAAGGAAUACAAUGGAAUCUUCUGGCAAGAAGAGGCGGUACCUUUCUUUCAAUCUCUUACUCUUCCUAAAGAAUGCACUUCGGUGCAGCAAUGCUACAUGGAGCUGGCUAAGCUGGUGAAAGAGAAAUUGGGGAAGGUGGAUCCUUACUUCACCAAGCUUGCGGAUGGAAUGGUCACUUGGAUUGAGGCUUGGGAGGAGCUUAACUCUCCAGAUGGAACUGAGGCCAAGGCACCAAAGGGAAAAGAUGAGUAAAAGUGAAGGUCACUGAG